CAAGAAAUGCGUCGGGCUGAGACUGCGGCAAAAUGGAUGGCACGCCGGAGAUUCUGGAGACCCGCUUUGGGCUGGAGCAGCGCUGCAGCUUCCGACACCCGGACUUGUAUGACGAAGAGGUGCCGGAGGUGGACCUGGAGACGGUGAUCGCUUUCCCCGAGCUGGGUGCGGAGUGCGGGCUCUGCAGCUUCCUGCUGCUGGGGGAUCAGAACGCCGGGAAGUCCACGAUGCUCCACAGCUUUUGCCGCAGUGGUGAUUUGGGCUUCAUGCAGCUUUGCUCUUUGCUGCCGAUUUUGGCCAGCUCCUUCGUCAACACCCGCAUGGUGCCGGACAGGCUCCUGGACCCCAACGCGCCCUUGAGUGCCGUGAGGGACGAGCUGCCCUACAUGGACACGGACAUCGCGCGGGGCCUCGUGAUGCUGAGCCUCGAGAGCUUCGGCUUCUUCUGCCAGGAGUUCGGCCUUUGGACCGGGGAGGAGCUGCCCAGCUUCCUCAGUUUCGGGCCGGAGGUGCGCUUUGUGGCCCUGCACUUCACAGAGCUGGGGGGGGAUCACCUGGACCGCCUGCUGCAGUUCCAGGAAGAGGCGCCCGCGGAAAGCGCGCAGGAGGCCUUUUGGGCGCAGAUGCACGAGGUGAUGCUGGGCUCGCUGCGUUUGCUGAAGGAGACCAACCGCACCGUUUUCUUCAUCAACUGCGCCACGCUCUUCCCAGGCGGAGCCCUGUCGGCGGCAGCGCUGAGGCAAACGCUGAGGAAGCUGAAGUUUCUGGAUGGGGCUGCUCCUGGAGUGGAGCUCCUCUUCUACUGUGCCCGCCUCUCGGAGGUGCCGAUGGACGCCACUGGCUUCGAACGCCGCGCGGGGGAGAGCUGGCGGGAGGCCCACGCCGUGGCGCAGAGCUUCGCGGAGUGCGCCCGGGAAAUCCGAACCCAAAACUCCGAAUGCGCGGGUGGUGCAGCCGUCACGAUUCCCGAUCUGCCAUUGCUUCAUUGGCAGCAUGAGGACCUGGCGCCGGCGCUGGCGGAGGUGGCGCCGGAGGAGGUCCAGGAGCUGAGGGCGGAGGAGCGAGCUGCCGGUCCGCUGCUGGCGUGGUUGCACAACUUCUUCGCGGCGGUGCUGCCGGCUUUGUGCCCCAAUCUGCGACUGGUGGCGGUGGCCCCGGUGAGGAACUACCGCGGGGCUUCGGCCGGGGAGCGCGUCUUGUGCGCUGCCUCAGUGGCCCGGAACGUGGCCAUGCUGCUGCGCCGCGCCGAGCGGGGCCGAGGCCAGGCCGCCGUCGCCACCGUGGCGGAGGAGGUCUUGCGCUGCGCGCGGAGGAUGAGGCAUUUUGAGGGCGAGACGUUGCACGGGUGCUGGGUGACGCCUGGGGACCUCGCCAGACACUUGGAGGAGUGCGAGGCGGAGCAGCUGCCGGUGGCGCUGCCGGAGGUCUCCGUGGCCGCGUUGUGGGGGAAGGCCGCCGAGCUGCUGCUGGGUUUGGGCCUAUGUACAGAGCUGGCCGGCGGGAGCUUGCCGAAGGUGGUGCUGGAGCUCGUCGGCCCCGGAACCACCUGCCGGCUCUGGGCGGAGCCGCCGGCGGAGGCUCCGGCGGAGGCCGACCCCUCGCAGCCCCUCUUCAUCACCCGCGGUUCCAAGCGCGCGGCAGGCGAUUCCAGGUCCAGCGGCGCGGCGGCUUUGUGCGCGGCCUGGGACGCGGAGCUCUUCGAGCUCGGCACCUCGGCGGCGGCGCUGCAGACUUUGGCGGCGGAGAGCUUCGGGUUCCGGUCGCCGGAGGCUUUAGCGCGGCUAGGGGCCAUCCGCGCACGGCUGCGGCAAAGUCUGCGGCGCUGGCUGGGUGCGCGAGAGGUGGGUCCGCUGCUGCGCUGCGCCGCCGACCUCUGGCAGGCCGAGCGCCUGGCGGAGGCCGAUGAGUCCGAGCGCGAGGCCAAGCGUCCAUGCCUCAGUUGGCCAGAGGUGCCGGUACCGCAGCUUGCAGCGGAGCUGCGGGCGAAAGCCGGCGGCGGCGACUCAUCGGGUGAAAGCCGCGUGCGCGUGGAGGAAGGUCCUGCAGUCUCGAGCGCGCAAAACUCGUGGCCCUGCGUGCGUGUACACCUCACAGGGUGAAGAUGGCACAAGUCUGUA
This is a messenger RNA of Effrenium voratum, 2117 nucleotides long. The record is from the annotation of a GenBank genome assembly. Lineage: Eukaryota; Dinophyceae; Suessiales; Symbiodiniaceae.